Messenger RNA from Neoarius graeffei (lesser salmon catfish), 628 nucleotides. It is a transcript of the gene lsm7, whose product is annotated as LSM7 homolog, U6 small nuclear RNA and mRNA degradation associated. Gene Ontology annotation, molecular function: RNA binding. Gene Ontology annotation, cellular component: spliceosomal tri-snRNP complex; U12-type spliceosomal complex; catalytic step 2 spliceosome. The transcript is spliced from 4 exons. The record is from RefSeq and is a predicted model, not a curated record. Lineage: Eukaryota; Metazoa; Chordata; Actinopteri; Siluriformes; Ariidae. Gene Ontology annotation, biological process: mRNA splicing, via spliceosome; nuclear-transcribed mRNA catabolic process. The coding region runs from base 36 to 347 and encodes 103 amino acids.
AAGCACAUAGAGGCGGCACAGGAAGAAGUUUGAACAUGGCGGAUAAAGAGAAGAAGAAGAAGGAGAGUAUCUUUGACUUGUCAAAGUACAUCGACAAAACCAUCAGAGUAAAAUUCCAAGGUGGACGUGAAGCGAGUGGUGUCCUGAAAGGGUUUGAUCCUUUACUCAACCUGGUGUUAGACGGUACAAUCGAGUACAUGCGUGACCCAGAUGAUCAGUAUAAGCUGACGGAGGAUACUAGGCAGCUCGGCCUCGUCGUGUGUCGAGGGACGGCUGUCGUCCUCAUCUGUCCUCAAGACGGCAUGGAGGCCAUUCCCAACCCCUUCAUACAGCAGCAGGAUGGCUAACACACACAGGGACUGUGUCCGUCUUCUACAAGAAGAUUCAGUUGAGCAAAUGUUUGUGUUGCGUCCAAAUUUGUGGAUGUCAGAAGUCAUCAGGUGUAACAUAGUGAGUUUUGUUCCUGGUCGUAACUUCACUCAGGAGAUCUUUUAGUUUGUUUUUCUAAAUAUGGGUUUGAAUUAAACUGUAUCAAGGCAUGCAAUCUCUUUACGUAUGACUGCAUAUAGUGCUAACUUUAUUUUUACUCAUUAUUUUAAUAUUAUAAUUAAAUUGGACGUUGAUAAGA